AUGGGAUCCUCUAAACUGGCCCUGCUCCUGGUCCUGGUGUCCUGCGUUGAGCGCUGCCUGUCGGCCUCCUGCGUCGUUGACAGCUUCUCCACCAAAGAGGACUUUGACCCCAAGAGGUAUGCAGGAAAGUGGUACGCGCUGCAGAAGAAAGAUCCCGAGGGUUUGUUCCUGCAGGACAACAUCUCAGCCGAGUACACCAUCGACGAUGACGGCUCCAUGACCGCCGCCUCCAAGGGACGCGUCACUCUGUUCGGUUUCUGGGUUGUGUGCGCCGACAUGGCCGCCCAGUACUCUGUCCCUGACCCUGCCAGCCCCGGCAAGAUGUUCAUGAACUACCAGGGCCUGGCCAGCUACCUGUCCAGUGGAGGUGACAACUACUGGGUGAUCGACACCGACUACGACAACUACGCCAUCACCUAUGCCUGCCGCACCGUGAAGGAAGAUGGUAGCUGCGAGGACGGCUAUGCCAUCAUCUUCUCCAGGAACCCCCGCGGCUUCCCCCCCGCCAUCCAGCGCACCGUGCGUCAGAAGCAGGAGGACAUCUGCAUGGUCGGACAGUUUCAACCUGUCCUGCAGUCCGGAGCCUGCUAG
Molecule: messenger RNA, 591 nt
Organism: Limanda limanda (common dab)
Lineage: Eukaryota; Metazoa; Chordata; Actinopteri; Pleuronectiformes; Pleuronectidae
Gene: rbp4l
Product: retinol binding protein 4, like
Exons: 4
Coding region: 1-591 (196 amino acids)
Molecular function (GO): retinoid binding; retinol transmembrane transporter activity
Source: RefSeq, a predicted model, not a curated record